This is a messenger RNA of Striga hermonthica, 1410 nucleotides long. Lineage: Eukaryota; Viridiplantae; Streptophyta; Magnoliopsida; Lamiales; Orobanchaceae. The record is from the annotation of a GenBank genome assembly.
AUGUUAAUGAAAGUUUUCACAUCAUUUCUCUUUUUCACUAUCUUGUGCCUUGCACCCAUUGCAAGAUGCCACGAUCUUCAUCAAUCAACGUCGAAAAAUUCGCAAGAACAACAAAAUUUUCAAACGGGUCGGAAAGAAGAUGAUAGAAUCAAAGAGUUGCCCGGGCAGCCACCAAUCAAGUUUAGCCACUAUUCGGGUUAUGUUCCGGUUGGACCAAAUGACGAGAAAGCCUUGUUUUAUUAUUUUACCGAGUCAGAGGACCCGACAAACAAACCUUUAGCGUUGUGGCUUACUGGAGGACCUGGUUGCUCUUCAUUUGGAUUUGGAGCAAUGACCGAACUCGGACCUUUUCGGGUCUAUCCGGAUAGAAAAACACUAUGGUACAACCAAUACUCGUGGAACAAAGCGGCAAAUGUCCUGUUCCUCGAGUCCCCUGCUGGCGUCGGAUUUUCAUACUCAACAAAUAAAGCGGAUUAUAUUACGGGCGACAAAAAUACAGCACAAGAUACUUACACCUUCUUAGUUAAAUGGCUCCAAAAGUUCCCCGAAUACAAAAAUCGACCAUUCUACAUAACGGGAAGCAGUUAUGCUGGUCAUUUUGUAACCCAGCUUGCUGAUUUGAUUCUGACAAACAACAAAAUCAAGAAGCCUAAUAACAUCCUUAUAAACUUGAAAGGAAUUUUCAUUGGGAAUGCAGAGAUCGACGAAACAGAUGCGUACACCGGCCAAUUUGAUUAUAUGUGGACACACGCACUUAUAUCUGACGAAACUCACAAGGCCAUUAUACGAAAUUGCGACUUCUCAAAACUCGAUUUUUCAGAUGCCUGCAUUAAUUACAUGAAUUUAGCCGGUGAUGAGGCUGGAAACAUCAACCCUUACAAUAUUUACGCAUUGUCUUCGUGUGACCUAUCUUCACAUGCUACACCGGACUUGCAAAAUUUCAAUCCAUGCUCGAUGAAAUAUGUGACCACAUACUUAAAUAAUGUUGACGUGCAAAAGGCUCUUCAUGUGAAUGUGAUCAAUGGAAAACCUAGGAAUUGGACUAAUUGCAACCCCCAAAUAUCUAAGAACUGGACUGAUAGUCCCAACUCAGUAUUGCCCAUCAUUAAGAAUCUGAUGGCCAACGGUGUUAGGGUUUUGCUCAACAGCGGAGAUAUAGAUGGUGUGAUUCCAGUGACAUCAACGGAGUACUCAAUUUCAAAACUUGCUAAAUCUGUACAAGUUCCAUGGUAUCCUUGGUGCAGUGAUCCUCAAGAGGUGGGAGGUUACGCUGUUGGGUAUAAUGAAAACAUGGUUUUCGCCACCUUAAGAGGGGCUGGGCAUGGUGGGGCUGUUGACCAGCCAAAAAGAGCGCUUACUUUGUUUGCAUCCUUUUUAGCGGGAAAAUUGCCUCCAAGAUGCGGAAAUUAA